Messenger RNA from Gastrolobium bilobum, 2363 nucleotides. RefSeq names its product polygalacturonase 1 beta-like protein 3. Bases 223 to 2109 code for a protein of 628 amino acids. Lineage: Eukaryota; Viridiplantae; Streptophyta; Magnoliopsida; Fabales; Fabaceae. The transcript has 2 exons. The record is from RefSeq and is a predicted model, not a curated record.
UUCUCUGUAUUCACACACAGGGAGAUGGAACAUUGAAGGCCCAAUCUAAAAUCAUAUUCUUCACAAACAAACACUCACUCCUAUCACUCCACUUAGUAUAAAUUUUCCAUACAACCCAACAAGUCCACCAACAUUCGCCACUCUCUCACACCCAUUUUCGCUUUUCAAAUUUCUCACUCUUUGGAGCAAAAAGAAAAAGAAAAACAAAGGAGUAAAAAUAAUAUGAACAAACAACUCACCCUCUUCUGUCUCUUUAUCCUCUUCUCAUCUUUCAGUGUUGUUUACGCCGGCAACGCGGUGGCCGGAGAGAAAAAUCCGUUCACCCCGAAAGGGUUUGCGAUUCGGUAUUGGGACAAGGAGAUCCGCAACAACUUGCCGAAGCCAUCGUUCCUGCUCUCCAAGGCGUCACCGCUGAGCGCGGUGGACGCGGCGGCGUUCGUUAAACUCGCCGCCGGGAAUGCCCUCUCAACGCGCCUGCCGGAAUUCUGCUCCGCGGCUAAACUCCUCUGCUUCCCGGAAUUGGGAGCCAGCCUGGAGAAGCACGACAAAGACGCGAACUUCGCAGUGUACAAUGACAAGAACUUCACCAACUACGGAACGGAUCGACCCGGUGGGUUGGACUCGUUCAAGAACUACUCGGAGGGGGAGAACAUUCCGGUGAACGAUUUCCGGCGGUACAGCAGAGACUCCGCAGGGCAUAAGGACAGUUUCCUCAGCUACGCCUCUGAAGGGAACGUGGUGGACCAGAGCUUCCACACCUACGGCGCCGGAGCCACCGGCGGCGCCGGCGAGUUCAAGCGUUACUCCAACCAAGUAAACGUCCCGGACCUCCGUUUCACCUCCUACUCCGAUGACGCCAACGGGAGGACCCAGUCGUUCUCCUCUUACUCCGAGGACGGCAAUGCAGGGGAACAAUCCUUCACCAGCUACGGCAAAAACGGAAAUGGCCCGAAUCACGAGUUCACAUCCUAUGGGACAGGCUCCAACGUUGUCGGGUCUGGAUUCUCCAAUUACGCCGAAACAUCGAAUGGCUCCAACGACACUUUCAAGGGUUAUGGCGUGGAUAUGAACAACCCCACCAACACCUUCACCAACUACGCCGGCGGCGGCAACGGCGCCACCGAGAGCUUCGCCAAUUACCGAGACCAGGCCAAUGUCGGCGCCGACUCGUUCACCUCGUACGCGAAGGGCUCCAACGCUGCCAACGUUGGUUUCAACAACUACGGAAAAUCCUUCAACGAAGGAACCGACACUUUCACCGGUUACGCUAAAAGUGCCACUGGGGAAACCAAGGUAGGGUUCAAGGGCUACGGCGUGAACAACACGUUCAAGGAGUACGCUAAAGAGGGUGUCUCGUUUGCCAUGUACACCAACGUGAGCACCACGAUGCUUAGUUCUUCUUCCAUGGCGAAAUCAGUGAGUGGCAGUUUGGUAAAAAAGUGGGUUGAGCCGGGCAAAUUCUUUCGUGAGAAGAUGAUGAAGGAAGGGACGGUGAUGCCUUUGCCAGACUUAAAAGAUAAAAUGCCUGAAAGGUCGUUUUUACCCCGAAGCAUACUGGCGAAAUUACCGUUUUCGACCUCGAAGAUUUCUGAACUGAAGCAAUUGUUCAAGGCUUCGGAUAAUGGUUCAAUGGAGAAGAUGAUGAGGGAUUCGUUGCAAGAGUGCGAAAGGGUUCCUAGCCCUGGCGAGACCAAGCGCUGUGUGGGUUCCAUCGAGGACAUGAUCGACUUUGCAACCUCGGUUCUGGGUCGGAAUGUUGCGGUUCGGACCACCCAAAACGUAAACGGGUCAAAGAAAAACGUGAUGGUGGGUCAAGUUAAAGGGAUCAAUGGUGGCAAAGUCACGCAAUCCGUAUCUUGCCAUCAGAGUUUAUUUCCUUACCUGCUCUACUAUUGCCAUUCCGUUCCAAAGGUUCGGGUCUACGAAACGGAUCUUCUUGACCCGAAUACCAAGGCUAAGAUCAAUCAUGGUGUUGCCAUAUGUCACUUGGACACCUCGGAUUGGAGCCCUGCCCACGGAGCUUUCCUCUCUCUCGGGUCGGGUCCGGGUCGGAUUGAAGUCUGCCACUGGAUCUUCGAGAACGACAUGACCUGGACCAUUGCUGAUUGAGAGAAAACCAAUUGUUGCUAAGAAAAAAAAAGAAAUUUAGCAGCUGGCUGUCCUCCACCUCAAGAGCAAUUUAUUUUUAAUUUGAUAUUUAAGUAAUGUAUUUUUAUUUUUAUUUUUUAAAUUUUUAGUUUUUGAUAGAAAGUUAAGUUAUGGUUUUACAUUUGGAAGAAGGUAUAUUUUAUAUGAUUAUUAUUUACUCAAAUCAUUAUUAGCUUGGCAAUCUGUAAGUGUUUAUGGCCUUCCCUAAUGAUUGG